Dermacentor silvarum is the source of this 8641-nucleotide messenger RNA. Its product is annotated as mucin-5AC-like. Gene Ontology annotation, molecular function: promoter-specific chromatin binding. NCBI's taxonomy places the organism in Eukaryota, Metazoa, Arthropoda, Arachnida, Ixodida, Ixodidae. Gene Ontology annotation, biological process: negative regulation of transcription by RNA polymerase II. The record is from RefSeq and is a predicted model, not a curated record. Gene Ontology annotation, cellular component: PRC1 complex.
UGUGCGCUGGAAAACAAGUCGAGGAACCCUGUGGUUUUCGUAGCAAACAAACAUGGACGUCCACGCACGGGCUGCGGAGUUUACGUCUAAUUGUCGCGGUUACCGUGCGCUUCGCGAAGACUGAACGGCCGCCGGCACGCACAGGAAGGAAGCCUGGUCGUGGUCGACGAAUGUGGCGAGGUUUCCGCGACGGUCAGCGUCGCUUAGGCCUAGCAGCGGAGCGAAAUGGCCGCGGCUGCGUUCUCGUCGAGCUCGGACCGACGCAGUUUUCCGCUUUCAUGAGGGAGCGGUGGGCAUAGCGGAUGGCGGCUCCGCAGCAGGGCAGAGGCGCGCCGCCGGGGAGCGCGGGUGGCUCCGGUGCCGGGCCCCGGCCCGACGUGGUGGGCCUCAACCCUUGCCUCACCUGCAAACUCUGCAAGGGGUACCUGGUGGAUGCCAUGACACUGGUGAAGUGUCUGCACUCCUUUUGCAGGUCCUGCAUUUUGAAGCACCUCAAAACUGGCCACGCGUGUCCUGUCUGUGAUCUGCGGCUUUCCAAGAUCAACGUGGAAAGCCAUCUUAUAAAGGACGACACUUUACAGAAUGUCGUGUACAAGGCUGUGCCAGGACUCUAUCAGAAGGAAAUGAAGCGGCGACGUGACUUCUAUGGUUCCAAGGGCAGCAAAGUGGACCAAGCAUCAUUAAGCCCCGAACAAAAAGGAGAACUGGAUAGCUCGAGUUCCGGUCGUAUCAUCUUCAGUCCUGAUGAAGCGGUCAGCCUCUCUUUGGAGUACAAGCCCAUUGUUGAUGUUAAGACGGAGCCCGAGGCAUCUGCACCUGGACCGAGCAGCCAAGCAUUUAAGGAGCCCGCAAAACGUUACCUCAACUGCCCAGCCGCUGUGACGAUCGCAUUACUCCAGAAGUUUCUCCGCAUGAAGUACAGCAUCAGCGCAAGAUACAAGGUGGACAUACUUUACAUGGACGACGUUCUCUGGAGUGAUUACAUGCUUAUGGAUGUUGCCUACAUCUACUCUUGGAAAAGGGACAUGCCCCUACGGCUGUUCUAUCGCGUGUUCGAGAGUGCACCGAAGCCAGCGGCACCUGUUGCGUCGACGGUCCAGGUGCCCACUUCAGCACCGAGCCUAGCGCAAAGUACGGCGCAGCAGAGUGGUAGCCUUUCAUCAUGCGUCGCUCCUGGCAUCGACGCACGAGCACCAACGUUGAGCAAAAGCGCAAGUGUGGCCCAAGAGAGCAGGGGUUGCAAAAAGGAAACCACUUCACCCGACCCCGUAGCAAAGCCUGUUGAACACUCGGCACCUGUUGUCGAGUUGCCCCCAUCAAAGCCCACCAUUGAAGCGAGCAGCACGAGCAUCGCAGAUCCGAAAGUACAAAGCAAAAUCAACACCUCGCGUCCCAAGAGAACAACCGACCCUGCAUCUGUGGCGGGCACGAGCAGAGUGAGUAGGGUGACGAAGACCACGACAACGCCGAGCGUCGCCGCGCAAGUGUGCAACGUUCAACAAGUACCUGACAUCCCGGGAACCUCCACAAGCAAAAUUUGUACCCCUGCAACGACAGCCUCAGCUGUUUCAACUUCGGAAGGACCAAGUAAGGCUGAAGCUGCGAAUCUGGGUGCUGCAAGGACAGCCUCGGCUUCUCUCAUCAAGCCUGAGAAUUCUGCCGUGCCUAGUGAAUCGGCCCCCUCAAACAGUGAGGCCAAAGCUGUUGCACCAGACGAGCCUGCGUCAUGUCCACUAGCGAAAGUACCUGCAAGCGUUGCAAAGAGUGCAGCGGUUGAGAAUGUGAACAGUCAAAAUGCAGCAGCACUGCACCCUGGCACUGUUACCCCAGCAGCACAUCAGGAUGCUGGCGGCAAACCUGACCGCGUAUGCGGGCCUACUUUGACAUUCAAAGCAAAUCCUGCUGCUGACAGCAGUUCAAGUGCUAGAACGGCAGGGUUUGUCAUGAAGUUCCAGCCCAAGGUCACAACUCCCACCUUGAAUGGCAUCGACAAAGGGCUUGCGGGUGGUUUGGUGAAAAGUGCAAUCUGUUCAAGCGACGUAACAUCUGACCAAGUAAUGAAGAAAGGCACCCUCAUUGAAGACGUAGGCACGAUAUCAACGAGUAAUGUUUUAACUAAGUCCCCACCCUCGUUAGUGGAGGACAAGAAGGUUGAGGAGAAGGCGCCUGAGACGAAACAGAUUCAGACGUGUAUCAGCCGUGCAGCACACAAGGCGGAAGAGAAGAUGAAUGCGAUAAAAGCCGCCGCGGCUUUGGUGAAGGAGAGCGGUCCAUCCGAGAAGGACUGUAAAGAAACCUCCGGAGGACUUUCGGUCACGCUGAGGCCAAACAGGAUUUCCGGGAGAAGCCAUAGCGAAGACUCUGCCGACAAACGUCCUCAGAAGACCAGUCAGGCGGACUCGUCAUCGAAAAGCGACCCACCUGCUUUGAAACCUCCUUGCCGGUCCGCCACUCCACCAUUACCUGUGAUCCCUUCGUACCUCACUUUGAGCAAGUCGCAUCCGUCGCUCUUUCACAUGUCACCGCGGAAACGAGGCCGACCUAAGCUUGCAACUGUCAACAGCCUGAACGAAGAAAUAGAGCGCGCCCACAUGAUGGCCCGUGGCGAGAUGGCCGUUGCCACCGCCACCGAGAUGCCUGUGGCGCGUGGUGAGACGACCGUCACUCCAGCUGCUGAGAAACCUAAGCCAAUCAUUCCGGUGAUCACAAGCCUCAAGAUCAAGCCCAUUCCUCCACCACCCCCGCAGCAGCCCGAAGUUGUGACGCUGCAGUCGCCAACUGCGGCGGAAGCACCAAAAGAUACCCAGCUGCGGCCGCGGUCCAAGAGCCAGGGAGACAUCUCUGAAGAGAAGUCGUCGGAUGCUGAAGACUCGAUAGGGCGCCGUAAAAGCAGACGCAAGCGCCCGCCCGCGGAGCAGCUGAAGACAAUGGUGACUCAACUGAAGGAGCUGGAUUUGGAGAAGGGACAGGUGGCAACGCAGGAGCCUCUUCAGAGCCUUCCAGGUGGCGGCACGCCGGGUCUGCCCAGGCCCGAGCAGGGACAAGAGAAGAUCACACUGCGAGUGACUCGCGACGAGAAGUGCAACCUGAAGGUGGAGAAGCAGCUGCGUCCUGCGGUCGUCUCCGAGACACUCCACGACUCGGGCUUCUGCGAAGACGUCGUCGCGGACUCGUUGGCCUCCUCUCCCGUUCCUGACCCCAAACCGAAAGGCGAGUCCGUUGCAGUGGCCGGGACUGUGCACCAGACAACAGCGCACCAGAACGUUGUCACAAGCACCACCAGCAAGGGACUCGAACACAUUGGUGCCACACGCCACCUGCAGCACGGUACGAAGAGGGACUUGCGCAAGAGCAAGAGGAAGUCUGUCGAAGAUUGGGUCAAUGAGCAGAGCAAGUGGGUCCGGACGCAUGAAGUGGAAGCUGCAACGCACCAGGGCGUCAUGCCACCCAAUACAAAGCCAUCUAGGAAUGGCGAAGAUGCUAUGGUGACUCCGGCUGCAUCUUCAGAGUCUAAAGAAACGUCCACCAAGGUACAGCGGAGAGGUCGCAAGCGAACGAAUCCUGUUAAGAUCACCAAGCCAGCACCCGUGGUCGAUGCUCAACAGGAGAAGCUUGUGAGCAGCCCCGCUCGUAUUUCGAGCUCUUCUGCCGAGUCUGCCACCCCUUCUUCUGCGUUGCCUACAGCCGACAAGGAAUCGGGCUCAGAUGCAGGGUGCAAGAGCAGCACUCAAAGUCCGAGAAACAGUGGCAGCAGAAGCAGGCAGGAGCCGGAGCACCCAAAGAAAUCCCCGGAACUUGUCAUCCCACGGUACAUUCCCAAUGCGGCUACCAGUGUGCCGUUAACAGUCACGCACGCCCGGAACAAGCGCUUAAGAGAAUCUAGACAGGAAGCGACGGCCGCCUCCGGCCUCGACCUCUCGUCUUCCCGUUCCACUUCAGGCGCAGCGGGCGAGUCGCCCGAGAAGGAUUCCGAGAAGAGCAAAUUCUUCAAGGAAGCACUAAAUCUUUCGAUGAAGGAAGCUGAGGUGCCCGCUGCGUCUUGCAAGGACACCUGCGCGGCAAGCAUACUACCACCAAAGCACCCGGAAGAGAUUACAGGAGCACCGACUCAGAACUCUCACAAUGCACUGCCACCAGCAUCAGUUGUUGAAAGCAAAACGGUCACAAAAUCUCCUGAGCAGUCGUCUCCAAAUCACGGAACUACAUCGCAGUUAAGCAUCAUUCAUCAAGUUGUUGAAAAGAUAGCAUCUCGGAACUCUUGUAAGGUGCAGAAGGUUCAACAAGACGUUGUCAACAAAGGCAAAGCAGCUCCAAAAGGAGAGAAUCAAACAAACAGUCAUGAUGGAAAGUGCAAUCCACGGCAAGGCGUGUUGCAAACUUCGCUAAGCCACUCCCCAAGCCAGCCAGGCUCUUUAGAUAAUAGGCAAGAUGCCAGAUCUGCAAAAAAUGAUGCGCUGGCACCGUCUUUGGACUGCAGCUUUUGGAGCAAAGGCAGGUUCUUGCACCGUCGCAGGUCAGAGGUGCAGCCAUCAAACCAGUCGCCAAAGUCGACACAAGCACAAACUUUAGACAGUGCGUCACCGAGCAGUACGGUUGGGUCGGAGAUUUUGCCGCGGAUAAAUGAGACGGGCGUUUUUCGCCUGGAGUUCCCAGCCGCGGAACUUUCUGUUCCAUCCGAGUCGAGAAGUCCCAAGGAAAAGUCUUCCUUCACUCCGUCAAGCAACUCCACAGAACAACUCCAGAGUCAUGGCACCUCGUCGUUUGUAGGAAAAGAAAUGUCUGAAAGUGUUCGGAACAUAGUGCUUGUUCAGGAGAGCAUGAUGGAGCUUCGACAGGGGUUGUCGCGAGCAGGAUCUUGCGGCUUAAUCGAGGCCAGGGCAAAGGACAACACUUUGGCAGCCGAGAAGUUGUCCCGUACGAGCCCCAUUCCUUCUAAAGCAAAAAGCCCUGGGCUAGAAAACUGUCCGACUCUAAGCAUCAAGAAAGAGCUUUCAAGCAGCAGGAACAAUGUCUUCGGUUCGCCCAGCACGCAUUCCAGGCCACAGCCGACCAUACAGUUUCCAGUAGGUGACGUGAAGAGUCCACGGGAAAUCUGUGUCGGUGCAUCUGCUGCUACAUCUGCAAGCGAAGUCUUCUCUGGGAGCUCCAAAUCUUGCGUACGAUCAAAAUCCGCUGAACUGUUAAUGAAGUCGUCACCACCAGCAAAUCGCUUGUCGCCAAUAUUUGGGGGCAUGCCGAUUCUGAAAAUGCCUGUAGGAGCCGUCAUGAUGGAACAAGAAAAAUUUGACCCUUCGAAAUUACGUAGUGGCCACGUGAGGAGUGCACGAAGUCCUGUCAGGUCUCCCCUUGGAUCAGAAAUUAAAGGCCCAAGUCCGACAGGCCACGGCAGUAUUAGCAGUUCUGCCUUGCAGAAUGCACCGAGCCCCGUCAAAUCCCCAGUGCCGUCGGAAGUCAAAAGUGCAAAUCCAACAGGCCAUAAUCCGGCGAGCCCUUGCGGUGUCUCUACCGUACAAAGUACACCAAGGCCUGCAAGGUCUCCCGUGUCUUUAGAUGUAAGGGGGGCUAAACCAACGAGCCACUGCGUCGCUGGCGGUUCUGUCAGCACGGCGGAUGUAAAAGUUGGCAAACUUGAGCAAGAGAGGGGCUUGUGGCGGCCCAUAGACAUCUGCACAUCAAGGCAGCUAACGGAAGCUGCCCUUAAAAAAAUAGCAGCCAACAAGAGCAUCUCCAUAGGGCAAGUGAAAGACACGAGGUCGCAGGUACCAUGUAGAAACCGGCAGGGAGUCGCGCUGGACAUUCCACAGGCGCCUCGGUCUCUGUCGAUCAGCAUCGUCACAUGCAAUGCAGGAGUGAAGGGAGGUUACUUCCAGCCAGCAAACCAGAUGGUACAGGCCUCACAGCCCCUCGAAUGUUUAAGCAUGUCUCGUCAGUUGAGCAUUGGCAACAGCAAGCAGGCAGAUUUCCUCGUGAAAGAAGUUCGGCCACCACCGCAUUGCCCGGACACCAGCGUAGGCGACAAGUUCCUUGGCUGCAGCACACUGUUAUCACGCACACGUCCAGAGUUGUCCGUAACGUCCAGGAGCAAUUUAAAAAGUGGCAUUCACAUCCCUGCUUCUCUGAGUGUCUAUACAAGCACGCAACAGAAGAGCUGCUUAUCACCUCCCCUCUGCAAGUCAAUGACGCGGACUCCUCCGUCAGAGGAGCAGCUAUCACCCCGGCUGAACGUGGAGUUGGAGCAACCGCGUGUUUCCCCAAGACCUUCAGACAGGGUGCAGCGACGUGUGUUGGCCAAGGACGUUUGCCAGCCAGAAGGGCAUGGAAUCAGUUCCUCCAACGAAGUUCAGGCGAGCAAACCUAGUGCCUGCAGGGAGUCCGGUAUGCCCAGCCCCAGAGCGAGUGAAAAUAUGUACAGGACAACGGUGGCUGAAAUCGACCUCUUCACAACGCUCAGCAUCAUCGAGACCAUGAAAGGGAGGGCGACUGUGCAUGACAUCAUAGAUGAAUACAUCACCAACAUUGGCAGCUUUUUCUGCAUUAUGGAGUCACUUCCCGCGGAAGGCAGGCGUGCCGCGGAAGUCAUGUGUUCCCUGAAGGAGAAGGGUCUGCUGAAGGUCACAGCACUGCUCAAGAAGGUCACCACCAACUUGUCCUCUAAUCAGCUAUCGCGCGCGCUUGCCGUCGAGGCUUUAGUGCAGAGGUGCUUGCAGCGAUGUCGCCGCGGCCAUCUUGGAAACUCAUCUGCAACGUCGACAUCGGAAGAAGUCGUCACGUCAUCUGAAUGGGACACCUCAAGCAUGGGCUCUGCAUUACGUGAUCAGAAUGUUGUAGAUGUGAAGGAUGAACCGCCUGCAGUUGCUGUUCUGGAACUGGAUUUCGAAUUCGCCAUCGUUCCCAUCCUCGAGGUGCACUUCAGGCAUGCAGAGCUGAAAAGGAAAGCUCUGAAGCGCCUGAAGCAUGGCUUGAGGCUUAGGGACUUGGUAGGGCUGAGGAGCAAGCAUGUGUCAUCGGUAACUCUGCCCGACCAAGUGGGACCCUGCACGAGGUUUCUUCCUAGGAGAUCCGGAGGCUGCUUUUCCAAUUUUUCAGCACUUGGGCGGGUUCAAAAGCGCAGUCACCUGCCACAGCCAACCACUUCUCUUGACCAGUCAACCAAGAGCCUGGCCAGGUUUCUUCCUAUACCAAGUCGUGGGCUUCCUCAAAGGACUGUGAUUGUGGAUGCGCUUUCUUCGUUGUUGACUGGACACUCGCCCAAUCUAGUCAACCGCAGAGUUCCCAGGAAUGGACAGUGUUGUUCUCUCGUGUCAGCACAGUCUGUGACAACGGCUACAGAGGCUUCGUCAUCGGCAGUGCUAGCCUACCGAGAGCCUGGCACCGUCCGGAAUGUUGAUAACAUAUUGUCUGUGUUAUCUCAGUUGUUGUCUGGCCGACCGGACUGUGUCUCAUCAUACGUGCCCCAAGUGGUCUCACAUUUCGAUAGUGGUAGGCUCGUUCCUUCCACUCAUCAUCGGCAGUUAAAUGACAGGCAGCACGCAUCAUGCAACCUGCUACUUGUCGAAGCCACCGCUGAAAGUUCACUAGUCAUCUCAUCGCCGCAGUCAAAUAGUAAGCUUGUGAUUGGGCCCGAUUUCGACAGGCAGCUGCUGUCGAGGUUGCUCGACAGACUGAAGUUUAUGAUACCAAAGACGCAAGGCGCCGGUUCCUGGUUGAACAGCGUCGUGCACAGGGCGGCGGUGGGCGGCCACAAAAGUAGACGCAUGCUGACGAACUGCAUUGACGCACAUGACGAAAGAUGGCCCGCGAUGGAGGCACUUGGGGCCUCUUCCUGCAAGGCCAUCCCAUCGGUCAAACCAGAGCUCGUGGCCAGGCCGGAGCUGUUAACCAGGCCGGAGCUAUUAGCCAAGUCACAGCUGUUGGUAAAGCCUACGGUCGCAGUGUCCAGGGGGCUUCUUCAGAAGCGAGGAGCACUGACUACUGGCAUCUGUGAGGUCUCCCCUGUACAGAAGAGAAGGCGCUUAGCUGGCGUCACCGUGCCCGGUGUCACAGAGGUGUGCUCUGCUACUGCGCAGCGGCAACGCAUUGUCAAUUCAUGCUUGCCAAGAAAGGAAGUAGUGGAAGUCGUUCCUACAGACUGCGUAGUUGUGCUGCACAGGUUGGAGCUGCGUGACGUCGAGGAAACGUUGCUUAAAAGGAAGAGGUGUAGGAGCGGCGGCAGCGCCCAGCCCAAGAAGAAACCAAAGUUGUCUCUGUUUCCAAAAGCCCCGUCGGGUGUCCAGAGGUAGUGACGGCUGCUGCUGCUGCUUAUCACCUGUGAAAAUGUGUUCUACCGUUUGUUUUUCCGCCUCCCCCAACGUCCCCCACAUGUGUCGAUUGUUUGUCUCUGUUGUAAAGAGAGUCUUUCCCCUCUGUGCACCUGUUUUAUCGCAAGUGCGGUUUAUUUUUCCCUGCAAUUUGUUCUAUCCCAGUGAGAGGCAUUGGACGUUGUUUAGCCGUAUAGCACACACACAACUGAUUUGUAGCUUAUUUAUGCAAGGAACUGUUUUCUUCCUUUGUUGUAAACGUGUAAUAUAAUUGUUUCCUUCGUGGCAAGGAGACGAUGUAUAUAGUGUACGAUAAAUAAAUUUUGUAUAAUUUAAGCAACCUA